Trichoderma virens Gv29-8 is the source of this 381-nucleotide messenger RNA. RefSeq names its product expansin-like protein. Lineage: Eukaryota; Fungi; Ascomycota; Sordariomycetes; Hypocreales; Hypocreaceae. The record is from RefSeq and is a predicted model, not a curated record. The coding region runs from base 1 to 381 and encodes 126 amino acids. The transcript has a single exon.
AUGGUUUCCUUCAUUGCGACCGCUCUCUCUGCCAUUUGCAUGGCCCUCACUACUUCCGCUGCUCCCACUGAAGCUGAGGCUCGCGAGGCUUCUGCCCACAGCGGCUCCAUCACCUGGUACAACACCGGCCUCGGCGCCUGCGGUCACGUCAACAACGACAACGAGCUCGUUGCCGCCGUCUCGCACUCUCUCUACGACCGCGAGCACCCCUGUGGCCGCCAGAUCCGCGUCAAUUACAAGGGGCGAUCUGAAGUCGUCACUGUUGUCGACCGCUGCGAGGGAUGCGCCGAGAACGACCUUGAUCUCUCGCCGGCUGCUUUCCGAGGCGUCGUUGGCGAUCUUGGAGUUGGCCGUACCACUGCUACUUGGGACUGGGCUUAA